Salarias fasciatus (jewelled blenny) is the source of this 907-nucleotide messenger RNA. It is a transcript of the gene efna3b, whose product is annotated as ephrin-A3b. The record is from RefSeq and is a predicted model, not a curated record. The transcript is spliced from 6 exons. NCBI's taxonomy places the organism in Eukaryota, Metazoa, Chordata, Actinopteri, Blenniiformes, Blenniidae. Bases 62 to 727 code for a protein of 221 amino acids. Gene Ontology annotation, biological process: axon guidance; ephrin receptor signaling pathway. Gene Ontology annotation, molecular function: ephrin receptor binding. Gene Ontology annotation, cellular component: plasma membrane.
UGUUUGAGCCGCGCUGCCUGGUGGGGUGAAGGACCGAGAGAGAGGAGGAGGAGGAGGGAGCAUGGCUCUGAUAGUGCUCUCUCUCUGGGUGCUAACGAGUCUCACCUGGGCCAACCCGCUCCAGGUGUCCGCCAACAGACACUCCGUUUACUGGAACAGCUCGAACAUACAUCUUCGCAGGGAGGGCUACACGAUGCAGGUGAACGUCAACGACUACCUGGACAUCUACUGCCCCCACUACAACGACACCCAGCGCGUGGUGGGCACCGGCGAGCAGUACGUCCUCUACAUGGUCAGCUACCGCGGCUACAGGAACUGCGACCCCCAGCUGGGGUUCAAGCGGUGGGAGUGCAACCGGCCGCACGCCCCGCACGCGCCCAUCAAGUUCUCGGAGAAGUUCCAGCGCUACAGCGCCUUCUCGCUGGGCUACGAGUUCCACGUAGGCCAGGAGUACUACUACAUCUCCACGCCCACUCACCACCACGGACGCAGCUGUCUGAGACUACGGGUGUACGUCUGCUGCUCCACGGCCUCGGACGUGGAUGAUGAGCCAGAACCGACAGAACCAGACUACACACUUAGACCAGGCUUAAAAAUUGAUGAUAUUGAUGAAUAUAACCCCUUUGUCCCCAAGCUGGAGAAGAGCGUCAGUGGAAGCAGCCCGUCCAGGGACCGUCUUCUCCUCACCAUGACGAUGCUCUUUCUGGCGGCUCUCUUCAUCUCCUAGCAACGGCCAUCCCAUCAGCGUCACCAUGCCAACUAGCCUUGGGAGGGUGUACAGUAUCAGCGGGUGGGAGAGAGAGGAGGGGGGUCGGCAGGGGGAGUGAGAAGCGAGACUUUGAAAUGAGAGUUUUCAAACAUCGCAGUGCAAGUUUGUGUGUGUGUGCGUGUGUGUGUGUGUGUGUGU